AUGAAGGUCUUGAUUUUCUUAAUGCUCGUCGCUGCGGUCGUCGCAGAAGAAGAGAAAGCCCCCAAAAAGCGCGGUCUUUUUGGCCUCGGCUACGGCUACGGCGACUACGGUCACGGGUUAGACCACGGAUACUACGGACACGAUUUGGGACACCAUGAACACCACACCGUACAUGUCAAAGCUGUCCCAGUUCCAUACCCAGUUCCAAAACCGUACCCAGUUCAUGUUGACCGUCCCUACCCCGUCAAGGUGCCAGUCGACCGACCCUACCCAGUACCAGUUAAGGUUCCAGUUCCCCAGCCGUACCCAGUGAUCAAGACCAAGACGGUUCAUGUCCCAGUCGACAGACCCUACCCAGUACCAGUUAAGGUUCCAGUACCUGCGCCCUACCCCGUAAAAGUACCUGAACCCCAUCCAGUACCAGUUGCCGUCCCACACCCAGUUUACAUCAAAGAAAAGGUCCCAGUUUACGUCCACGGACACGGACACGGACACGACUACGGACACGGUUUCGAGCACGGUUACGGACACCUUUACUAA
Molecule: messenger RNA, 540 nt
Organism: Cotesia congregata
Lineage: Eukaryota; Metazoa; Arthropoda; Insecta; Hymenoptera; Braconidae
Source: the annotation of a GenBank genome assembly